Chiloscyllium plagiosum (whitespotted bambooshark) is the source of this 3859-nucleotide messenger RNA. It is a transcript of the gene mios, whose product is annotated as missing oocyte, meiosis regulator, homolog (Drosophila). The record is from RefSeq and is a predicted model, not a curated record. NCBI's taxonomy places the organism in Eukaryota, Metazoa, Chordata, Chondrichthyes, Orectolobiformes, Hemiscylliidae. Gene Ontology annotation, biological process: cellular response to amino acid starvation; positive regulation of TORC1 signaling. Gene Ontology annotation, molecular function: protein binding. Gene Ontology annotation, cellular component: cytoplasm.
GGAUCACGUGAAUAAACACGGCGCCCCUUGAGGAACAGCCGCGCAUGCGUUGAUGGGGCCGGCAGUAGUUAAUGACCCAGGUGCCGGGGAGCCGUUGGAUUCAUGAUGUUGCAAACCGAGGCUUGUACAUUUGCCUCUUGUUAUUCAAGCUGAUCAACUGAUGUAAUAGUAGAACAUUUGGAGAGAACCCUCAUGCCAUUUGGUAGAAGAAUAUGAGUGGGUCAAAGCCAGACAUCCUGUGGGCUCCUCACCAUGUGGACAGAUUUGUUGUUUGUGAUUCUGAACUUUGCCUCUAUCGUACUGAAUCAGUAGGAAAUUUUGAAGCUAAAGCUGGUUCUUUGAGACUCUCAGAAGAUACCACAGCCACAUUGCUGGCAAUUAACUCUGACACUCCCUAUAUGAAAUGUGUUGCCUGGUAUCCUAAAUAUGACCCAGAGUGUUUACUUGCUGUUGGUCAAGCCAAUGGACGUGUUGUCCUUACUAGCCUUGGUCAAGAUCGCAAUUCUAAAUGCAGAGAUUUGAUAGGAAAGGAAUUUGUUCCUAAGCAUGCUCGUCAGUGUAACACAUUAGCUUGGAACCCUGUGGACAGCAAUUGGCUUGCUGCUGGACUGGACAAACACAGAGCAGAUUUCUCAGUACUCAUCUGGGAUAUCAGCAGCAAAUAUACACCAGAGAUAGCUGUCCCAGCAGAGAAGGUUCGUCUUUCUGCUGGUGAUACUGAUGCUGGCCUUGUUGUAACAAAGCCUUUGUGUGAGCUGGGACAAAAUGAUGCAAGCCUCUCUCUUUGCUGGCUCCCAAGAGACCAAAAGCUCCUGCUGGCAGGCAUGCACCGCAAUCUUGCAAUUUUUGACUUGAGAAACACCAGCCAAAAAAUUUUUGUCAAUACAAAAGCCGUUCAGGGUGUAACUGUUGAUCCUCACUUCCAUGACCGUGUAGCAUCUUUCUUUGAAGGUCAAGUGGCAAUCUGGGACUUAAGGAAGUUUGAAAAGCCAGUACUGACACUGACUGAGCAACCAAAACCACUAACAAAAGUGGCGUGGUGUCCAACUAGAACUGGUUUAUUAGCUACAUUAACAAGAGAUAGUAAUAUAAUUCGCCUGUAUGAUAUGCAGCACACUCCAACACCUAUUGGGGAUGAAACGGAACCCACCAUAAUAGAAAGAAGUGUACAACCAUGUGAAAACUACAUUGCCUCCUUUGCUUGGCAUCCAACAAAUCAAAACCGUAUGGUUGUAGUGACACCUAACAGAUUGAUGACAGAUUUCACUGUCUUUGAGCGAAUAUCACUGGCUUGGAGUCCAACUACUUCUCUCAUGUGGGCUUGUGGAAGACACUUGUAUAACUGCAGUGAAGAAGGAGAAGCUAGUUCUGGAGAGAAAGAUGUUGCUACAAAAAUGAGGCAGCGGGCAUUAUCGAGAUAUGGACUUGACACAGAGCAAGUAUGGCGAAAUCAUUUAUUGGCAGGCGAUGAUGACCCACAGCUGAAGUCUUUAUGGUACACUCUGCAUUUCAUGAAACAAUAUGCUGAAGAUGCAGAUCAGAAAUCUCUGAACAGAGUGCCUCUCGUAUACUCUGGUAUUAAAACAAUAGUGAAAUCCAGUACAGAAAGAAAGACAGAAAAUUAUAAACAUGGCUGGACUGGGUGUGAUCGGCAGAUGGAUUUUAUCAGAUACCAAAGCGAGGAGCGAAGCUUGGCUCUGCAACUUUGUGGUUGGAUACAGAAAGGGCCAGACAUUGAUGUGGCUCCCUUCCUGAAUUCAUUAGAGGAAGGAGAAGAAUGGGAACGUGCGGCUGCUGUUGCACUUUUUAACCUUGACAUUCGAAGAGCUAUAGAGAUUCUAAACAAGGGAGCUGCUUUGGGAAAAGGAGAUUUAAACCUGAAUGUUGUAGCUAUGGCACUGUCAGGUUACACAGAUGAAAAGAAUUCUUUGUGGCGAGAAAUGUGUAGCUCCUUGAGACUGCAGCUAAAUAAUCCUUAUCUAUGUGUCAUGUUUGCCUUUUUGACAAGUGAACCAGGGUCAUAUGAUUGUGUGCUGUAUGAGAGCAGUGUAGCAGUACGUGAUCGAGUGGCUUUUGCUAGCAUGUUCCUAAAUGAUUCCCAGAUCCUUCGGUAUAUUGAUAAAUUGACAAAUGAAAUGAAAGAGGCUGGAAACCUGGAAGGAAUCCUUUUAACAGGCCUAACCAAGGAUGGGAUUGACCUGAUGGAGAGUUAUGUAGAUAGAACUGGUGAUGUGCAGACAGCAAGUUUCUGCAUGUUACAGGGCUUUCCAAGUGAUGUUGUGAAAGAUCCCAGAGUCCAAUAUUGGAUAGAGAAUUAUAGAAACUUACUUGAUGCUUGGAGGUUUUGGCAUAAGAGAGCUGAAUUUGACAUCCAUAGGAGCAAGUUGGACCCAUUUUCUAAACCUCUUGCACAGGUGUUUGUGAGCUGCAACUUCUGUGGAAAGUCAAUAUCAUAUAGUUGUUCUGCCAUGCCACACCAAGGACGAAGUUUCAGUCAAUAUGGUGUUAGUGGUUCUCCGACGAAAUCAAAAGUCACAAGUUGUCCAGGAUGUCGUAAACCUCUUCCCCGUUGUGCACUUUGUCUUAUAAAUAUGGGAACUCCGGUUUCAAGUUGUCUAGGAACUGGAAAGUCUGAUGAAAAGGUUGAUCUCAGUAAAGACAAGAAAUUGGCUCAGUUCAAUAACUGGUUUACUUGGUGUCAGAACUGUCGUCAUGGAGGUCAUGCUGGUCAUAUGCUCAGUUGGUUCAGGGAUCAUCAUGAAUGCCCAGUGUCAGCCUGUAACUGUAAAUGCAUGCAGUUGGAUACAACUGGAAACCUCAUCCCAGCAGAAACAUCCCAGAGCUAAAACGCAUGAAUACAAGGGACUGUUGUCUUUGAAAACCUUCAUGUGUAUCUUCUGAGCAACUGUUGCUGUCAAAAUAAUACAAAAGAACUUCCAUCAUGGCAGUUUGUCUGUCUGAAUGAUUUUUGUGUUGUAUAGCAGAAAUGUCCUUGAGUGUCAUGGUUUUGGAGCUGGUCCAGUUCAUUUCAAGAUUUUUCUGGAAUUGACUUGAGAUUCUGACCAUCGUUCAAGAAAUGCCAUGGAUGAUACUGAAAAUGGUCCUUGAACUUGCCUCUAGAAAUGAACCAAUAUUCGUAUUUUGUCUCUAAUAGUCAUUUUAACUUGAGAACAACUGAAUGAGACACUUCACAAAUACUGCUUGGAUUCACCUUGUACAAAUUUAAACAAGCUUGUUUUUCAGUUCUGGGAAAUUAGUAUUAUUGAACAUAGAGAAUAUGCCAUAAAACGUGGUAUUAAGCAAAUUCAAAAAAUUGGUUAUUAUUCCAUUAUAAUUUAUUUCACUUCAUAUUCUGAAUUUCCAUAUAAUUCUAAAUGCUGCAAAGAGGAAUAUCUGUACACUUCUGUUUUGCACAUCAGUACUGAUGAGUUAAAUUCUCUCUUCCUGUGAUGUCAUUAAAGACUAUAAACCUGUGAUUCACUACCUUUAUUAAAUUUAGAGUAUACUGUCUAUUCAUUUCUAUGCAGGUAUAUUGGAGGCAUAUGGUCCUUUACUAAAGCAAUAACUAUUUAGAUAACUACUAAUUCAUGAUCUAAAAUCAGGUUCAACUUGGCAGUUUAAUUGUUAAAAUCUAAUAUGGCUGUGGCCACAUUCAUGAAAUUUUGACAAAUAAAUUAUCUAGUAAUGUGCAAAAAUACUGGAUGUAUUAGUUUACUUGAGUUGUGAAAAAGUAAUCUGCACAAUGUGUAAACUUCAUUUACUGUUCAUAUUACUUCUCAUGUGUCUGCCUAAAACCAAAGGUGUUCUAUUUUUAACUGGUGUCUCAAAUUUGUAAAUAAAGUGUGCAUGUUUUCUCAAA